GGAACACACUCACACACUAUCUAACAUGUCGUCAGCGCGAAAAGCAAACAACGAUGUUUGUGAUACCCUUUACCCUCACACGCCCGCGCUUCACCGGAUGGCUGACUACCCAUAGGACCCCCGAUUGAGCCGUAUUCGCGAGAACCAGCGCCGCUCGAGAGCUCGAAAGAGGGAAUAUAUGGAGGAUCUUGAGAGGCGCUGGCAAAAAUGUAAAGAGCUCGGUGUGCAAGCUAAUGUCGAACUGCAGCAGGCUGCGAGGAAGGUUAUUGAGGAGAAUGUACUGCUGAGAGCGGUACUUUCCGAGGCUGGAAUUUCCCAGGAUGAGGUUGAGAGACGCCUACAAGUUUUGAAGGACAAGAAGGGGGAUGAACUGGCGGCGAGCGGAGCUGGGAGUGAGGUUGCGUGCGAGGAUAAUGGGUGCGGAGGUGCUGGCGGGAUGUUGGUUGGGUUGGAGGAAUUCUUCAAUGAGUUUGAAUUGCUGCCGUUGCCCCAGGGGACCUCCAGUGCAGCUAGUCUCACCGGCGAAUCACUGGAUUUGGGAAGCCUCGGUGACCCCACCGGUAUGGAGGGUAGUGGAGCUGCUUCCUCGGCCUCCCAAAAUCUUCAAACGCCCGAUUGCAACGCCGGAAUCUUGGAAGACUUCCCGAACCUCGACGAAUUGGAUACCAGCGAAUUCCUGGAGAACGUAUAGUCGCCUUCCCUCCCGGUUACUUGAUUGGCCCAGUGCUAAGCGUUAAGCAGCUUGAUCUUCCGCAAUCACUCGACUGGCCGCUGCCUGAUCAUAGCUCAUCACCGGCACCACCGGAGCCCCCCACGCCCGUCGUACCAACCCCCGAACAAAAGCGCCUGGAGCCUGAGGGCACAACUAAUUGUAUGGAAGCAUAUCGGCUCCUCAAAACAUUGAAUGAAAGACGUCCGGAGCUGAGGGAUAUGUUCGAGAUAGUGCUGGAACUGUGGAAUAGUUUUUGUCUACCCGAGCCAGGGGGCAAUGGUUGCCGACUGGACAGCGAAGCGCUGAGGAGGGCGAUUGAGUCGCUAAAGUCAAUUUUAAAAAAUUAAUAUGAAUCUUGCCCUGUG
This is a messenger RNA of Tuber aestivum (summer truffle), 1077 nucleotides long. Lineage: Eukaryota; Fungi; Ascomycota; Pezizomycetes; Pezizales; Tuberaceae. The record is from the annotation of a GenBank genome assembly.